Solanum tuberosum (potato) is the source of this 2251-nucleotide messenger RNA. RefSeq names its product protein decapping 5. NCBI's taxonomy places the organism in Eukaryota, Viridiplantae, Streptophyta, Magnoliopsida, Solanales, Solanaceae. Gene Ontology annotation, cellular component: P-body. The record is from RefSeq and is a predicted model, not a curated record. The transcript has 8 exons. Gene Ontology annotation, molecular function: mRNA binding. Gene Ontology annotation, biological process: cytoplasmic stress granule assembly; P-body assembly. Bases 132 to 1928 code for a protein of 598 amino acids.
AAUACGAAAAAACCCUACACACAAUAAUCAUCUUCAACUAGUCAACUCUUUCUCUCUCAUCCUCCGUUCUCUUUCUCUCUCUAGAUUUUUUCCAGGUAUAUGAGUUUUUCAGUGGAGAUUUAGUAACAGUUAUGGCGGCGGAGAGUUCAUCGGCCAGAUCUAGUGGAUCGUCGGCGGAUUCGUACAUCGGUAGUUUGAUUAGCUUGACUUCGAAGAGUGAGAUCCGGUAUGAAGGCAUUCUCUAUAACAUCAACACUGAUGAGUCCAGUAUCGGUCUACGCAAUGUAAGAUCAUUUGGAACAGAGGGAAGAAAAAAGGAUGGGCCUCAAGUACCUCCAAGUGACAAGACUUAUGAAUACAUACUUUUUCGUGGAAGUGAUAUCAAGGAUUUACAAGUUAAGUCUUCGCCACCUCUUCAACCUACACCACCUAUAAAUAACGACCCAGCUAUUAUACAGUCUCACUAUCCUCGACCACCUACCACAUCGGCAAGUUUACCUGCUGCUGUUGGUGGAUCUUUGACUGAUCUAAGUUCCCAUUCUGCACAGCCGGGACAUCCUGGCUCAACAUUCCAAAGUGGCCUGCCUUUGUAUCAACCUGGAGGUAAUAUGGGAUCUUGGGGUCCAUCUCCUCCCCCUCCAAAUGCCGGUGCUGGUGGACUUGCUAUGCCAAUGUAUUGGCAAGGUUUUUAUGGUGCACCCAAUGGAUUACCACAAAUGCAGCAACAAUCUUUGCUUCGUCCUCCUCCUGGACUUGCCAUGCCUCCUUCCAUGCCGCAGAUGCAGUUUUCUGGUUUCAAUUCGUCUUUGCCAACUGGAGGAUCAAGCCUACAGGCGCCAAACUUCCCAGAAUACCCUUCUUCAUUGAUGCCAACAACUACUAGUUUAACCUCUAGUUCUUUACCUGCUGCUACUUUGCCUUCAACUGUGCCAUCGCUGCAACCUGUGGUACCUGUGACUGAAACAAUAUCCAGUGCAAUUUCAAAGAAGGCUUCUGUUUCUGCUAUGCCCACUUCGACAUUAAGUGCUAGUUUACCGACUUUGCCUCCUUUGUCAACAAGUCCUGAUGUAAAUCCCGUUGUUCUGCCAGUAUCUAAUAAACCUAAUCCAGUACCUAGCCCAGCUUUGUCUCAAUCGGUAUCUACUAUUGUGGAGACACCCACACCGUCGCUGAUAACUCCAGGGCAGCUGCUGCAAUCUGGACCAAUUGAUGUUCCAUCAACUCAAUCUAUGCAGACAUCUCAAAGAGAUGUAGAAGUGGUUCAAGUAUUGCCUGCACCAUCUUCAGAACCUCCAGCCCCUGCUAAAACAGAAGCUCAGCCACCAAUAUUACCAUUACCAUCCCAGACGCGUGUGCAGAAGACAAAUGGAGCUCCAUAUCAGCCGCGUUAUGUCAACUACAGAGGGCGUGGUGGAAGAGGAAUGGGGGUUUCUAGACCAGUAACAAAGUUCGAAGAAGAUUUUGAUUUUAUGGCCAUGAAUGAGAAGUUCAAGAAAGAUGAAGUAUGGGGCCAUCUUGGCAAAAGUAACAGAGAAGGAGAUGGAAAUGACAGUGAUGAGGAUAUCUCUUACAACGAAUAUGAGGAUGAUCUUCCUAAGAUUGAUGUCCAGCCUGUUUACAAUAAGGAUGACUUUUUCGACUCUUUGUCAAGUAAUGCACUUGACCAUGACUCAAAUCAUGGAAGGACCAGGUUCUCCGAGCAAAGGAAGAUAGAUGUUGAGACAUUCGGAGAUUUCUCAAGAUACAGGGGCGGCCGGGGUGGUCGUGGUCCUGGACGUGGUGGACGUUCUCGAGGUUCAUAUUAUGGAAGAGGUGGAGGUGGAUAUGGAUAUGGAUAUGGAAACGGAAACGGGAAUGGAAAUGGAUAUGGUUAUGGUUAUGGUGGUGGUAGGGGCAGAGGCCGUGGUGUGCCAUCCCGUACUUUGUAAAAGCAUAGGUGUAUUAUCAAGGUUGAGCUAGAAGCAAAUAUCUGCCUCUUUUAGGCAAGGAUAUUGUUAGUACUAUCUAAUCCUGUAACUUUUGUGCAUCUUUUGUCUGCGUUUCCGAAGAAUAAAUUCAGGCUGUAAACGUAUGUUCAGUUUUCUUUCCUUGGGCUAUAGAGCUCAUUUUUCUAGCUGCAAAUUUCACAAUCACAAUGGCUGGCUGUAGUCAUUGGAUGUAAUUUGCUUGUCGAUUGCAAUGUGAAAAUUUGACAUUUCCCAUUUUCCUUGAGUAAUUUUCUUGUACAACUCCAGCUUUGAACAAGUUUUUU